Molecule: messenger RNA, 3254 nt
Organism: Pyricularia oryzae 70-15
Lineage: Eukaryota; Fungi; Ascomycota; Sordariomycetes; Magnaporthales; Pyriculariaceae
Exons: 3
Coding region: 2054-2776 (240 amino acids)
Cellular component (GO): RNA polymerase II transcription regulator complex
Molecular function (GO): DNA-binding transcription activator activity, RNA polymerase II-specific; transcription cis-regulatory region binding
Source: RefSeq, a predicted model, not a curated record
CUUGUGCAGACUCCACACUCACAGAAACGUUCGGCCGAUCCAUCGAUUAAUUUCUCUGUCAGCACGUUUGCGCCCGCCCACCAUCGACAGGACAUCACUUUAUCCCAACGGGAUUCAUUGAUUAAUCAUCAACCACCGUCCCAUCCGGCCUCUCUUUCGUCGAGCCUGCCUCUGGAAUAUUCAGAACCAUCAGAGCGUGAAUGCUGCUGUCUUAAUCGCUGUGGGAAUCUAGAAUAUCUGGGGUCAAGCGCAAGCUUUGAAUUGUGCAAUUCUUUUGAUUUCUCUUUGCUAUUCUUGUUCCGCCACGCCCAAAGCCAACGACAUUUCAUCGGUAUCUUGCUCGGCUUGCGCUCUCGAACGAGACCAGACUCCAGCCCCAAGGCUCGAUCCGGUUCUUGCUGACUCAGAACGCGCAAUAUUACAAAGAUGCAAAGUACCAACAACGCUAACAGCAAUGGUGAGUGACCAUCCCAAGAUGUCCAAGACAUGAUAUGAUUGAUGUAGGGAAUAGGUUUGACUGCCGCCCAUACAGAAUCAAGUUUUUUUUUUUUUGUGUUUUUUUCCCUCUCUCUUUCUCUUCUCUCUCCCUGCCUCUCUUCUUCCUGUACCAACUGUCCCUCAAUGUCCUUGUACUUCCUUAUCAUGCUGUUUUCCCGCCCACGCACUGCUCAUGUGUGGGUGUGUGGUUGUGGACCGAGAACCUACCUGAUUGAUUAUGUCGGCAAGCAAGCCGCACGUCCAUCCCCCGCCUGUCAGAGGUUGAAAAUGGAUGGUCUUGCGUGUCUUCCAUGUCAGCUUAAUAAUCAGGUCUCCAAGGCCAAGACCCGGAUACAGGGAAGUACAAGCAGGAGACAGCACCACGCCACACCAUAACCUGCCCAGCAUUCGCGUUCAGUCACCCAGGCUCAUCGACGAAAAUCCUAGCCUUAGCUUGCCUAAGGUACCUUGGGUGGUGUGCAGCCUGUGCGCCUGCCUCUCUGGUGUCCGCACGCCAGAAAGCCGGGCCCGAUACCUACCCCCCUGUCACCUACCUAAAGUGCCUACCUUACCUUCCAUCGGGUUUCAAGAACAAACCCAUCCCCAUUUAUCCAGCCACCUGCUCGCUCAUUCUUACAUAAUACCGCAACCAGAACAUCCCCCAUCACCGGAUUAGCUCAUCCUCCUCCAUCUCUCACUCGCUUUUCUCACAAAAGGUCACUUAUCUCAAAGAGUCGCCGUAUUAUUUGCUUGAGGAGAUUGUGACUGUUUUUUUGAAUCCUUUUCCUCUCCAUUUUGUCAUACAAGUUCUUAAUUCAGUCAUUGUUGGCCAGCCCUUCAUUGAUUGUUUAAGAGCAGCGCAUGAGCAACUAAGUCAGCGUCUAUAUUCAGAGAGAAGCCUCCCCAGAUCCCGUUGGCUUCAUCACCACAGUGCUAGCAGCACUCCUGCGUCUCUUCAGCCUUUCUGCUUAUAGCCCAAUCUUUGUAUAAAUCACAAAGAGACGCUGCUGCCCUUGUCAGCGGCAAAGCAAAGCUGCUUGAAUCGUUGUGUACGAGCUUGCUCCUGAUUAGUUUUCCUACCACCCUCUGUCAUGGCCUCUACUACCUGUAGCUAAACUGGCUUUGAAGAGGACCAUUCAUAAUCCUCUCCCACGACCCUGUGCUGCUGCUCAUUGUACCCGGGUGUGUUGCUAGGCGCACCGUGUUUGUCCUAUGGGUUGGCAUUCGAGUCAUUUCACCUUGUUCUCCUCAUUUCUAUAUCUUAUUGGGUUGCUGGAUUACCAACGCUUGGCGGCGCUUCACCAGAAAAUGCCCAAAAACUCUCGGCAAAACACUAACACAAUUUUGAGUUGCAGAGCCUGUCGAGCGAGACCAUUUUCCUGCAUCAACUGAAGAGGCCUCUGCAGCUCUGCCUGUUGCAAACGGUGCUCCGCAGGAUUCAGCUGCAGUGACGCACCAGGCAUCACAUGGAUACAACCAGUACCCUGUGUUAGCACCUCACGCACAGAAUAACGGUACAGAGUCGCGAAUUCAUCCUGAGCUGCGGUCCCCCUCAGGCUACCUUCAAGCUGCAGAUAUGAUGGCUUCUGUUGUUCCCGCGCCACCAACUGGUGGCCCAUCGGGCACAGUACCGAAUGCACAGCAUCAGCCGCAUUCUGCCGCAGGGGCACAACUACUACCUGGCCCUCCUCCGGAUAUGGGAGAUCACACGGGUGACGCGAGGAAGUCAAAUAAACGCGAAUUGUCCCAAUCCAAGCGCGCUGCACAGAAUCGGGCUGCACAGAGAGCGUUCCGUCAGCGCAAAGAAGGCUACAUCAAAAAGUUAGAGCAACAGGUGCAAGAGCACGAGGGCUUCGAGGCGACCCUCAGGUCAUUGCAAGAACAAAACUACCUCUUGAGGGGCUAUGUUGUACAACUACAAACCCAUCUUAUGACGACACAAGGCGACUAUCCCCCGCCUCCACCAGGACUCACCUUGGAACAACAUUCCCAAGAAGGCCCAGCACCGGCCCACAAUGCGGCCCCACCACCUCCGAGCUUGCCUGCAGCCGCUCCGCCCGCCCCCAUGAUGUCUCCCAACCCGCAAGAGGCAGCCCCGCCCAGCGAACAGCUUCCAGGGGCAGGUACGGCUCUGGAACAGGUGGCACAGGCCGUUGCCAACCUAGGACGGACUGAAGAGAAUCCCACGGAGUCAACACCUGCAUACAUCAAGCCUCCACCCGCCGAUGACGACGCACGAACUGCCGAGGAACUGUCGCGCCAAUUACACGGAGAGGCGGUGCCUACAGCCAGCAUGUAAAAAUGGUGUACGUGUACAAUCGAUUUGUAUUGCUCGUGGGUGUGUGCCAUUUUCACAGGUUCAUGACUGUUACAUGUCGACCUCAAUAUAAGAUCGGCGACAUUACAGCACGUCACUAAAUGAUGGAAGGCGUUUUAAAGGAUAAUGUGUUGGCGGCAAGGGCGUUUUAACAUUCAUAGUAUACAUGAAAUAUUCUAGUUUUGGCUGUCGCAUCUUUUGCGCCCCAAUCUUCUCGUUAUCAUUAUUUAGCAGCACCCAAAUAACCUGGAGAAUGCGAGAGGUCUCUCCAUGUGAUUGGGCGCAAUUUCAAGAGAAGGCGUUGCCCAUGUCGUGCUCCUAAAGCACGAGCAUAAGUCAGUUAGCUGUUUGGAGCCCAAAAUUAAAAUAGGGGGAGUAGAUAGAUGGUCUUCUUACCUUGAUGUACUCGGGUCCGCGCUCUUGAUACUCUUCCUUUGUGAUAGCCGCAGACUUCCAAGCG